Molecule: messenger RNA, 1078 nt
Organism: Pocillopora verrucosa
Lineage: Eukaryota; Metazoa; Cnidaria; Anthozoa; Scleractinia; Pocilloporidae
Product: protein SCO1 homolog, mitochondrial
Biological process (GO): mitochondrial respiratory chain complex IV assembly; intracellular copper ion homeostasis
Cellular component (GO): mitochondrial inner membrane
Molecular function (GO): copper chaperone activity; copper ion binding
Source: RefSeq, a predicted model, not a curated record
UAGAACAAACAUGGCGGAAUUUUUGAGCCAUUAGCCCGAGAGUCUCUUUUCCUUCUCAAGUUUGGUUAUCAUCCAACUGUUUGGCAAAAAUAAGUGAUGCUUAGACAAAGCUUCUUUCGGCUAAGGAGUCCUGAGACAUACCUCAAAGUAGCUUGGCCAGGAAAUUUAAAAUUAGCGACUAAUUACGAGGUGAAGCCAGUAAACAAUUUAUUUCAUAAAAGAACAUUAAUAUCCUCUUCAAGACAUGCAUUGACACGUGCUGAACCAAAAGGAGCUCAAAAACCAGCUGAAGAUGUUUUCAAGCGAUCGUCAAAGAGGGGUCCUGUAACAUGGGCUUCACUUGCUCUUUGUGCACUUGCUGGUGGGGGGCUGCUGCUCUAUGUUCGUCAUCUCAAAGAGGAGAAGGAACGAAUGAAAGAGAAGCAGCAGAAGAGAUCCAUGGGGAAAGUUGCACUAGGUGGACCCUUCAGUCUCAUAGAUCAUAACGGACAAGCUGUUACAGACAAGGAUUUUCAUGGCAAAUGGAUAUUGCUCUACUUUGGUUUCACUCACUGUCCUGACAUUUGCCCUGAUGAAUUAGAAAAAAUGGGAAAAGCAAUUGACCUUGUUGAUGAGAGCAAAGAUGCACUUGGUGCAGAGCUUCAACCCCUGUUCAUAACAGUUGAUCCAUCUCGGGAUGAUGUCAAGGCUGUGAAGCAGUAUGUCCAAGAGUUUCAUCCACGUCUCCUUGGUCUAACGGGAACACCUGAACAAGUCCAACAGGUUUGCAAGGCUUACAGGGUAUACUUCAGUGCAGGACCAGCAGAUGAAGACAAUGACUACAUUGUUGAUCACACCAUUAUUCAGUACCUUGUGGAUCCUUCAGGAAACUUUGCAGAGUAUUUUGGACAAAAUAAGACAGCAGAGGACAUUGCUGCAGGGAUUGUAAAACACAUGAUGUCAAACAAAUUCAAGCAAAAGAAAUAAUUUUGCAAAAAAAUUUGUUCACAUGAAAUACAUCAAGUCAGGAUGAACUGCAGGCACCACUCAAAUUGACCCAGGAGAGGCAAAGCAAAAAUUUAUCAAAAAGGCAGUCUAA